Messenger RNA from Pogona vitticeps (central bearded dragon), 2221 nucleotides. The record is from RefSeq and is a predicted model, not a curated record. Lineage: Eukaryota; Metazoa; Chordata; Lepidosauria; Squamata; Agamidae.
UCCUCCUCCUCCACCCCAAGCGCAAGGCAGGCGGCGGGCUCGACAGACAUGGCGGCGGCGCGGUGGCUGCGGCUAAGCGCCCGAGGUCGCCGAGCGCUGCUGGAGGAAGCGCUGCUCCCGUCGGUGGCCGCGGAAGGGAGCGUUAGGCAUUGGUCAGAAAAUGCAGCUCUUCAGAAAAAAUCGGAUAAACUAGCUGUUCUUCAAGCACUUGCCUCAACUGUGAAGAGGGACAUCACAGCUGCAAACUACAUGUUUCAAGAUGACCCUUUUCUCAUCCCUAGAAAUAUUCGUGAGUAUCGUUUAUAUUCCUUAUCAAAAGAAUCUGGAAAAAAUGCUGCCAAAUAUGUUGUUGACACACAUCCUGAAUAUUUUCAGAGGGAUAUUGCUGAACCUCACAUACCGUCCUUGAUGCCACCGAAGGUCGAAUUACAGCCUGAGGAAGUGAGUGAAGAAGCACUUAGAAAUCAGAUUCAGUUGAGGAAAGUAAACGCUUCUGUGGACAUGUACGAUCAACUUCUGCAAGCAGGAACUACCAUACCUUUGGAUACAUCAAAUAGUCUUUUGGAUCUCUUGUGUUUUUAUGGAGACCGUGAACCUUCUGACAUGGACAGCCAUGUUGAAGAGAAGCGCGAGUCAGAAGAACUGCAAGAAGCAUCAGAAGAGAAGAGGCAGAGGGACACCCCUAAUGGCCGACACAUGACGUGGAGGAAAAAUAAUAAUGCUGAGAGGAUAUUUAAGCUAAUGCCAGAAAAAAACGCACAUUCGUACUGCACGAUGAUUAGAGGAAUGGUGAAGCACAGAGCAUAUGAAGAUGCUUUUGGCAUGUAUGCUGAGUUAUUGAACCAUGGGUUUAAUGCGGAUGUGUACACCUUCAAUGCACUCAUUUUAGCAGCUAAAGAAAUAAAGUCAUUGUCCGUUGAACGAUGUGAAUUUAUCGAGGACUUGCUGAGGCAGAUGAAGCAACAAAAUGUGCAGCCGAACCUGCUAACUUUUAAUUCUGUGCUGAAAACAAUGAGGUUUUCUGGUAAUCCUGGCAAACGUAUGGCCAUGAGGACCCUGAAUGAGAUGAAAGCGCUAAAUAUAGAACCUAGUCUUGCAACAUAUGAUCAUCUCCUUCACAUUUUUUAUAAACCUGACAAAUUCUUCAUAACAGCCAUGAGAAUAUGCCUGAAUCUGAAGGAUAUCCAACUUGCCUACCAGCUUAAUAGAAUACUGGAUACAGGAGAGAACAGAAAAAUGAUGAGAAACCAUUUCCAGCAAAUGCGUUACUGGGGAAGAUUUUUUCACUUACUAUGCAUAAUGGAACAAUUUGAUGUGAUAAUGAAAUGGUAUAAAGAACUAGUUCCUUCAGUAUUUUACCUAAAUGUUGAAGGGAUGCAGAGUCUUCUACAGGCAUUGGACACAGCCAACCAUUUGGAAAUUGUUCCCGAACUCUGGAAAGACAAUCAACAAUUUUCGCACCACCAGAGAUUUAUUAUUGCAGAGGAAGUUUUGGAUCUGAUGGCCAGAGACGUGCAGCCUCUUGAGACACAGAUUGCAUUUGCCGACUGUGCUGCAAGCAUAAAAUCUCUCUAUGAGGGAGGAGAAUUUAAACAAGUCACCCCCGAGUGGACAACUUCUGUUUUGAGUCAUAUCACUAUAUUAUUUGCCAGAGCUGGGAGAGCACAAGAAGCCUGGAAAAUGCUGGAGUUUUUCAAAAAGCACAACCGAAUACCCAGUUGUUUGGUGAUGAAUGAGAUCUUGAAUUGCAUAAAGCAAGAAAACCAAACCAAGCAGGCGUUUGACCUAGUAAAACUGGCUGCUAGCUUCAGCUUACCUUCAACUUCAGAUCUUGCCAAGAGAGUUCUGGAAGAAUUUCAGCUCUCAGAAGAGGAAAAAAAGGAGCUGGUUGAGAUGACGGAAGAAAUCGACAUUGACAGUGAGUAGAUGCCAAGAAGGAACAUCUUCUUUUUCCUGAAGAAAAGGGCAAGCUCUCCAGAUCUGGCAGCUUAGCUGACAGGAUGAACUGGUAUAAUUUAUUUCUGCUGGUCACUCAACCUCAUGUUUGAGAACUUUCAGUGUGAAGAAUAAUAAAAAGGGGGCUCAGGCUGAACCCUGUUUCAGGGCAUUUGUUCCCACCUCCCAGCCCUUCUAUUUGGAAGAUUAGAACUCUCUACUGGGUCACAGAAUUGUUCUCCCAUUGCAUUGUUUCUGCCAUUAAAAUAAAUUAAGGUGAAAUAUA